GCUGCGUUGGAGCGGCCGCAUUGGGCGCGAAGGCAGGACCCGCGAAACGCGAUGCCAAGGCGCAGCUCUCCCGCUAAAAUUGGAAUGGUGUGGGGGCCGGGGCUGGGGCUGCCGGGGUCAAGGGGGUGGAGGGGUGGUUUGGUGCGGAGGUGUCAAGAGGAUUCAUUGACUAAUCGUCACAUUUGGCAAGGAGAAUGCGUCCUGUCAGCGCAGAAUGUGACGGGAUUUGGUCACUCAGGAGCUUAAUUAAGGGGCGGGAAGUGGAGUGGAGUGUUGAGUGGAUUGUUUGGUCGGAAUUUCUGAAGGUCCCACAAGUUCCCUUUUGUAGCUGCUGCCUCGUGAGCCGAAGACAGGCAGCGGGAGUGAGAGAGUGAGGGAGAGAGAGGGCGAGGGCACUUGGACCCCACCGGGCUUCUACCAUUACAUCACUCUGCCUCGGAUCGUACCUGCUGCUGCACCUAGUGGGGUACGAGUCGACAGUAGCUGCUGCCAUUGAGCUGAGGCAGAGCUCGAGAAAGAGAGGGAGGGAGAGGGAAAGACUCCUUGACUUGAUCUCUCAUUGGAGUCCAGCGCGUUGAGCUCGUAGGAGGAGGGACCUCUCUGGUGUUCGCUCCGUCUGUCACCAGGAGGGACUAUUUGUCGUGCCGAGCCUACAUGUCCGUGUCCUGUUCGACAAGCCUCACCUGCUGGUAUUAUCACAAAUUCCGCCUUAUGACUGCUCUCUGUCGGUUCCUUGAGGCGCGGAAGCCAUUUCGAGGGGUCUAGCUUUCAGGAGGGCCAAGUCGGUGGAAGUCGUGUGUGUGAAACCUCCUUGCAUGGUCACAGCUUUAAAACACAGUAAUUUCUCUGGUCGGCGUCAGCACAGCUCGACUCAGUCAGCCGGAUGCGAAUUGUCACGCUCGCCGAUUAUCAGUUCCAAUUGAGGUACGAUAGAAUUCUCAGCUCGUGUGGAAGGCACCUGUUGGACCAGGGGAAUCGAUGGGUACUUGUGAAGCGACUACUGACAUUCAUUGACACACAUGUUCUGAGUUUCAGUACUUCCGCAUGCCAGCUAGAGCAAUGCCCGUGAAAAUUCUCAGAGGACCUAUCGACACCUGGUCCUCGAUGAUCAUCUGGCAGCACGAGAAGAAGCUCUCAAUCUGACCCGAAGGAGCUGAUUUCAACCCUGUACCCGCCGAACAGGUAGCUCCUGCGCAACAUUUGCCCUGACGCCGCAUCCUCUGUAUGGAGCUGUAUGGGCAUGGGCCGAGACAAUGUAGUUGUGAUGACCGUCAAAGCGGGGAUUUCACCAUGUAAUUAGCUUCGUGCCCAGAGCCUCCCACUCGACGAAUCCUCUGAAAGCGCUGCUCGCUAUGUGCACGCAGCUGGGACACGAGGCCCGUACACAUCGUCUAAACUAGGCAGAUAGAUAUUCCAGAAUCGAGAAGAGAGCACUGCCUGCUGCUCUGAACGAGCUCUGUAGGUUCUGUGAAAGAGGGAUUCUCGACUCCACCCCCUUCCCCCUCAUGCCCCAGAGAGAGAGAGAGAGAUAGAGCUCAGGCUUGACUUCACAAGGAGAACUGGCUGGCUCCUUGACUAGCUGACUCAUCACGGAGUGGAGUUGACGACGACUUCUUCAGCACAAUGGAGUUUCUUCUGUAGAGAGACUAGCGGAGGUCGCGGGGCCAUGCCUGUGCGUGCGGCCUGGGACAGCUUCACUAACAGACCGAUCGUUCGCUCUCAUUGUUCUUCGUCCCGGAGCCCCGGUUUGUCACAGAGGAAGAGCGAAUGCUUAGCUCGUGGUGGAGUGCUGCGAUGACUCCACCAUCGACACUCAGCGUGGGAAGAGCUUCGGAGCUAGGCGAGAGGACGAAAGCUGAGAGCUGCGGCGGCAUUUCAUCUCGGCGGCGGGGCAGCAUGACGAGGGAGCUUCGGAGGCUCUCCAGAGCGAGGCGGUGGAUAUCCGGCCUGCUUACACUCUCAUGCUUGGUCGACCUCGCAUCGGCUUAUCCGCUAUGCACUUCCAUGGAGGCUCCUGUGAAAUACUCGCAAAAUCUGGGAUUCUGCACUGCGACGGAGUACAGGGACAAGGGCUGCUGCUCGCCUCGAGAGGACAACCGGACGAAGAUGACUUUCGACUCCAUGAACAUCACCGACGCCAACUGUGCGGCCAUCGUGAAACAGAUUCUGUGCGCGAAAUGUGAUGCAUUUUCGGCCACUCUGUUCGGGCACAUGAACCAGGAGAACAGGAAGAUUCCAUACCUGUGCACGAAAUCGUCGAAAUCGAACCUGACCACGACGACGGGCCAGAGCUACUGUCAAGAUGUGUGGGAGGCCUGCGCCAGCGUGCCGAUGAAGAACUCCAUCUUCGCGCCCGUCUUGCUGCCGGGAACAUCGCCAUCGCCGAGCUCGUCGUCCAACAGGAAUUUGGCGGCCCAGGACGGAUCCCUCGGCAGCGUCUUCAAAUCCAAGGACCAAUUCUGCGCCGUGAUGGGACCGUCGGCUUCGGCGGGAGACGAGUUCUGCUUCGAUGGUGCUCCCUUCUCAGCGCCUCCGGCCCCGUCGAAUUUCACCUUCCCUCAAGACAUUUGCGUGGAGAAGGUCGGCGAGGAUGCGUAUCUGAACCUGGUUCCAUUCCCCGAUGGCUCGAAUCGAGCAGCCGUGUCCAAUCAAGCCGGCACUGUGUGGCUGGCCACCAUCCCCGAGCCCGGCAAGGCCAUGGUCUACAACAUCAGUGCGCCUUUUCUCGACAUCAGCGACCGAGUGACGAACGAGAACGAGCUUGGCUUCCUCGGAUUCGCCUUCCACCCCGACUUCAAGACCAAUGGUCGCUUCUUCGUGUCCUACAACUGCGACAAGCAAAAGUGGGCCGAUUGCGGCGGCACCUGCGCCUGCAACAAGGAGACCAACUGCAAUCCGUCCGACCUGCGCAGCGGCCAGCUCGGCGGCGAUGGCGGCACCAACCCCUGCCGCUACUCCAGCAUCAUCGCCGAGUACACCGUGAACUCGUCGGUCGAUCCCUCUGCGUCGCCUCUCAAGGCGGAAGUGGCGAAUCCGCUGGAGGUGAGGCGCAUUUUCACGAUGGCGCUACCCUAUUCGACGCACCAUGCCGGAGGGCUUCUGUUCGGGCCGCUCGACAAUUACCUCUACUACAUGCUGGGAGACGGAGGCAACACCGGCGACCCCUUCAAUUUCGCCCAGAACAAGAAGUCCCUGCUCGGGAAAAUCUUGAGAUUGGAUGUCGACAAUCUUCCCAGCGCCACUCAAAUCACCGAUCAGGGAUUGUGGGGAGAGUACACUGCUCCGAAAGACAAUCCAUUCUUCGGUCAAAAUGGAUCACGUCCUGAAAUCUGGGCUCUGGGAUUACGCAACCCAUGGCGCUGCACUUUCGACUCCCAGAACCCGACCUACAUGUACUGCGGUGAUAUCGGCCAGGAGAGAGUGCAAGAAGUGAACUUGAUAUCGAAGGGAGGCAAUUACGGGUGGCGCAUAUUCGAGGGAAACUCGACGUACGUGCCUCCGAUUUCACCGGGAGGAAACACGAGCGCCAGAUCUGUGCAGGCCAUUUUCCCGAUUCUGCAGUACGUUCACGAUCAGCCGGAGCUGAUGGGCGGACCUUCUGCCAUCACUGGGGGCUACGUGUCGUAUUCUCGCGAGGAUCCAUGUCUGUAUGGAAAAUAUGUCUACGCUGAUUUGUUCGGGACGAUGUGGGCAUCAUCCGAGGUGCCCAAAUACAGCGGGAAUUUCCGGUCGUCGCAGAUCAAUUACCUCUGCUCGGCCUCAUCGCCGCUUAAUUGCACGCUCGAGGGCAACAGCACGUCGCCCGAGUUGCAAGAGAUCUUAUCGUUCGGGCUCGACAAAAGCGCCAACUUCUACAUUCUGGCGUCCAACGGCGUGUACAGAGUCGUGCAUCCGCAGAACUGUGGCAGAGUGUGCACGGAGGUCUUACCUGCGCUGCCACCAAUCGGAGCUCCCGCCCCCUCCGGCAGUCCUUCGUCCACAGGCGCUUCGUCUCCGGGCCCUGCACCUGCGCAAAACAGCGCCCGCAGCUCAAGAUCUCAAUUCCUGCACAUCUCGUUCGCGCUCACGCUGGCGGCUCUUGGAUCAGCUCUCGGCUUCAUUCUAUAGACUCGUAGAAUGCACGCACCGGUCCCGCCCUUGGCUGAUCUCGAAUUUUAGUAGGUGACAGGGUUUCCUUCCCACCUCGACCGCCAAUUGGCUGCAGCAGAAGUGGAAACCUCAGUGCAGGGCUUCAGGUCGAAUUGAAUCGCCGUGGCCGAAUUCCGAAUCCUCGUCGAUCGGUUCUCGGCGUGUACUUUAAAUACAAGGGCCAAGGGCUUCUUCACCCGAAGGUGAAGGCGGCGGCCCCUUCUUCUCCAGCAGCUGCUGAGAUCGUCAGAGGGCCUCGGAGAAUGUGGAAUUGGAGUGCGGUGCCCAAUUUCCCGAGUGUGCAUUAAUUUAGGUCCACGGGAGAAAGAGGCAAAUAUUGUUUGCACGAGAGCGAGGGCCUCGGUCGCGCCGUUAGGGCAGCGAACGGGGCCAGGAGAAAUUUUGAUGCAGCCCGAGCAGUGGCCGUGUACAUGUUCCCCACCGGUAACGCUGAUUCCUGUACAGCGAUGUCCGUCCGUUCUUAAACACGAAAUCAGCGG
Marchantia polymorpha subsp. ruderalis is the source of this 4628-nucleotide messenger RNA. NCBI's taxonomy places the organism in Eukaryota, Viridiplantae, Streptophyta, Marchantiopsida, Marchantiales, Marchantiaceae. The record is from the annotation of a GenBank genome assembly.